Molecule: messenger RNA, 3630 nt
Organism: Auanema sp. JU1783
Lineage: Eukaryota; Metazoa; Nematoda; Chromadorea; Rhabditida; Rhabditidae
Source: the annotation of a GenBank genome assembly
AUGGAAAACGGAACGGAUUUUGAGAAAGCCCCCGCCACAUCUGAUGAAGGUUCAAAGACUGUGAAGAUGGACUACCAAUCCGACUUCCCUUCACUUCCUGCUGCUCGUGCUCCUCAGGCUGCUGCCACUGGAGCAUGGAACCGUCCUCGCCCUGUUGCCGCCGCUAAUGCUUCACUCACCUUGGUACUCAACUCUGAUGAGCGUGCGAACAAAGUCAAAACUCUUGGAAAUACUACUGAAGAACACAAGAAAUGCCAACACAUUGCUAGCGCUACUGGAACAAAGAUCGAGCUCAGUGAAUCUAGAGAUGGAACUCUCACUAUUGUGAUCAAGGGUCUUCGCGGAAAGAUUGAUGAAGCUCGUUCACGCUUAGUGAAAGAUCUUCAAACUCAGGCUAACCGUGAAAUUGAGAUCCCUAAGGACCAUCAUGGAAAAAUCAUAGGAAAAGAUGGAGCCACUCUUAAGCAACUCGAGAGUGAUUCUAACUGCAAGAUUACUAUUCCAAAUAGGGAUUCUGAUUCAUCACUCAUCAAGAUUGUCGGUCCAACUGACGGUAUUGAGAAGGCUGCUGCUGCUAUUAGAGCUAUUUCCGAUAGAGAGGCCAAACUUGGUCAUGAGUCUAUUGUUUGUCCAAAACAACUAAUUCCAUAUGUACGUGGACCAUUCAAUGAGAAUUAUGAUAAGCUUGUAAGCGAUUAUAAGGUGAAGAUCAACAUCCCUCCCAAAGAUGCUGAGAGCGAGGUUAUCACCGUCACUGGAGAGAAGGACGGAGUCACCAAGACUGCUGCUUUCAUCCGCAAGGUUCUUGAAGAGAAGAAAAACACUGUUCAUAUCAACUUCAACGUUUCCCACACUCAACACAGAUACAUCCGUGGUCCACAACACAGUGGAAUCCACCAAAUUCUCAAGGAAACUGGAGUAAUCGUUGAGAUUCCUGCCGAAGAGGAAGAAAAAGAUGAGAUCAUUCUUCGUGGAGAUGCCGCCAAGCUUGGAGAUGCUAUCGCUAUGGUUCUCACCAGAGCCACCUCUAGAAUCUCAAAGGCUAUUGAUUGCCCUAACUGGCUCCAUAAGCAUCUUAUCGGACCCAAGGGAUCAACCUUGGCUACUCUUGUACCAAACAGAACCAAGGUUCAAGUCGAGUUCGAAGGAAACAGUAUUUAUCUCGAGGGAGCCCCAGAGGAGUUGAACCCUGCCUAUGAAACUUUGUUCAAGGAGGCUGCUCGUCUCCAGAACGAGUUGGCCAUCGAUAAGAUUAAGGUUCACCCAACCCUUCACCGUCACGUUAUUGGAAAGGGCGGAGCUUUAAUUUCCAAGAUCAAGGUAGAAAGCGAAGUUCAAAUUCACAUUCCCAGCGGAGACACUGGAUCCGAUGAGAUCACCAUCGAAGGAAAGAAGGCCGGAGUCAAGAAGGCCGUUCAAGAAAUUAAAGCUAUCGUUUCCAAGAUUGAGAACGAGAAGUCUAAGGAUAUCAUCAUUGAGCAACGUUUCCACAAGAUGAUCAUUGGAGCCAAGGGCUCUGAAGUCUCCAAGAUCCGUGACCAAUUCCCCAAUGUGACUCUUACCUUCCCAGAAACUAACAAGAAAUCCGAUAUUGUCAACAUCCGUGGAGACAAGAACGACGUUGAGAAAGUUCACAAGAUCCUCCUCAACACUGUUAAGGAACUUAAUGAGAACAAUUAUCAACAAGUUGUUCCAAUCUUCAAGGAGUUCCACAAGAACAUCAUCGGAAAGGGAGGAGCCACUAUUCGUAGAAUCAGAGAAGAGACCGAGACCCGCAUUGAUUUACCUGAGGGAAGCUCCGGAGAAGACAAGAUUACUGUCACCGGAAAGCAAAAGAAUGUUGAGAAGGCUAUCGAACAGCUGAACAAGAUUCAAAACGAGCUCGCCAAUAUUGUUAACAUCGAGCUUGAUAUUCCCGUCAAGGUUCAAUCCCGUCUUUUGGGAGGUGGAAGACGUCUUGUCAGUGACAUCGAAACCGAAUGUGGAGGAGUUCAAAUCAAAUUCCCAUCAGAGAAAUCUGAAUCCACCAAGGUCACUGUUCGUGGCCCCAAGGAUGAUGCUGCUAAGGCUGAGAAGCUCUUGGCUGCUCUCGCUAAGGACAAAGAACAAGACCUUCUUGAAGAAACUGUCACUGCUAAGCCCGAAUACCACAAAUUCCUUAUUGGUAAGGGAGGAGCCAAGAUCAACAAGCUCCGUGAGAACUACGAUGUUCGCGUCAUGUUCCCAAGAGAAUCUGAUACUGAUCAAGAGACAAUCCACCUUCUCGGAAAGAAAGAAUGCGUUCUGACCGUUAAGAAGGAUCUUGAAAAUGCCAUCAAGGAGUUGAAUGAAACUGUUGAAAUCCAGGUUGAUAUCGACAGCAAACACCACAAGCACUUCCUUGUUCGUGGAGCUGCCGUUCUUAAGGAAAUCCAAGAUCAGAACGGAGGUGUCCGUAUUUCUUUCCCUAAGGAGGGAAACAGUGUCACCGUCAAGGGAUCCAAGACAUGCGUUGAAUCUGCCAAAUCUCGUAUUGAAGACAUCAUUGAAGACAUUGAGAACCAAGUGACCCUCAAGGUUGAGAUCCCAAGCCAAUACCAUCGUGCUCUUCUCUCCAACCGUGGUCAGAAGAUCCAUGACUUGCAAACCAAGCACAGAGUUCAAAUCCGUUUCCCUGACAGAAGAAAGGAAGGAGAGGUUGAUGAGAACGCCAACCCAGAUGUUGUCACCAUUGCUGGACGUGACGUCCGUUGCGAGGAAGCCAAGACUGAUCUUUUGGCUCUUGUACCAAUCCAACGUGUCAUCAACGUUCCAACUGAUGCUCACAAGAUGCUCAUCGGACGUGGAGGAGAAACUGUUCGCAAGAUGAUGCAAGAUUUCGAUGUCAACAUUUCCAUCCCUAAGGGAGAGAACGCAUCUGAGGAAAUCGUUCUUACUGGACAAGUUGAGAAUGUUGAGAACGCUCUCGAAGAUAUCAGAGAGAAGAUGAAGCAAUACGAUGCUGAAGCAGAAGAGAGAAAAUUGAAAUCCUUCCAAUUGGUCGUUGAAGCUCCUGCUGAGUACCACCAACGCAUCAUUGGACCUAAGGGAUCCGUCAUCAAUAGCCUUCGCGACAAGCAUAGUGUUCAAAUCAGCAUGCCCCGUGGUGAAGAAGCUGGAGACAGCAUUACCAUCCAAGGAAAGGAAGAGAAUGCUCGUGCCUGUGCUACCGACAUCGAAGCUAUCAUUGAUGAUAUUCGCUCCAUGUUCACUCAAGAAGUCCAAAUCGAUCACCGUUGCCACCCACGUCUCAUCGGAAGCCGCGGUAGAAACCUUAAGACCAUGAUGGAGAAGUAUGAAGUUGAGAUUCGCUUCCCACGUGAGAACGCCGCUGACGCCGACCUAGUUGUCGUCUGUGGACGUCUUGAGGACAACGUCUAUGACUGCAUCGACUAUCUUCGUGACGAAGAAGAGAAGUGGUUGGAAGAGAACCAAGACCGUGAAGCUUUCCGCGUUCAACGUGCUCCCGAACCAGAGCAAAGAAGACAACCAGCUAACGUUCAAAUCAGCAAUGCUCCAUGGCAAAUGGAUAUGGAACAAUUCCCAGACAUGGGAGUUGCCGCUCAAGCCCAACCCGUCGGAGGAGCUUGGGGAGGAAACCGCCGCUGGUAG